AUGAAAGAGAAGAACGCAAACGACAAUACAAACAGAGAGAAAACCAAGAGAAGAGCUGGUAGAAACCCUAGCCUUGUAUUCUCCGUCUCCCUCCUGAAACCCCAAUCUUCUCUCCAUGUUUGCAUCUCUUUCUCUUCAAAUCUAGAGUUUCUUCGUUUCGAUCUUUCCUCUGAUUCAAUAUCUUCAAAAUCUACACCUUCCGAUCCAAAAAAACCAAUCGAUUUCGAACAUCGAUCGAGCGAGAUCUAGGGUUUCUCUGUCUCGCAUCCGAGAUAUGUUUGAUGAAAAGGUUUGAGAAUCUUGUGUUUUUCGUGAACUUCUGAGGUGAUAAACGAGGACAUGUAUAGAGAACGAGGCGGUGGAUCGUCGAAAUCGGAGAUCGUGGGGGGUCCGCUCGAUCGAAAGCGGAUCAACGAUGCGCUAGACAAGCACCUAGAGAAAUCGUCCCCUUCGACAUCCAAGGGCCUGAGCAGCAAGGACAAAGAGAGGUUGUCGGUGCCGUCGACAUCAGCCGGAAAAUCGCAGCUCGACCACCGCGACACUCGCGCCGCGUCUCUCCCUAAGAACAAGUGCUCUGAUGAGGAAUCUGAAACUGACAGUGAAGAGUCAGAUGUCAGUGGUUCUGAUGGAGAUGACACAUCUUGGAUCUCAUGGUUCUGCAAUUUGAGAGGAAAUGAAUUUUUCUGUGAAGUUGAUGAUGAAUAUAUCCAAGAUGAUUUUAAUCUUUGCGGGUUAAGCAGUCAAGUUCCAUAUUACGAUUAUGCUCUUGACCUAAUUUUGGACGUUGAGUCCUCUCAUGGUGAUAUGUUCACUGAAGAGCAGAAUGAAUUGGUUGAAUCUGCUGCAGAGAUGCUGUACGGUCUUAUUCAUGUCCGGUACAUUCUUACCAGCAAGGGAAUGUCUGCAAUGUUAGAGAAGUACAAGAGCUAUGACUUUGGGAGAUGCCCAAGAGUUUACUGCUGUGGACAGCCCUGUCUUCCAGUUGGUCAAUCAGACAUUCCUCGUUCAAGUACUGUAAAGAUUUACUGUCCCAAAUGUGAAGAUAUAUAUUACCCUCGAUCCAAGUACCAAGGCAAUAUUGAUGGAGCUUACUUUGGAACCACAUUUCCUCAUCUAUUUCUGAUGACAUAUGGUCACCUGAAGCCACAGAAGGCAGCGCAGAGCUACGUCCCAAGAGUAUUUGGCUUCAAGAUCCACAAGCCAUAAUGCUGGAGCUGUACGAUGCAUUCUGUGUUGAGAUCUCCCAUUCCCUAUCCAUCAGUGGUGGUCCCCUUCUUCCGUCUGCUGAAAUACAAGUGGUUCUAACUCUCCUGGUAAAGGUGCAGUAGUUUCAAAAGUGUUACAAAAUUAAUUCAUCAGUGAAAAUGUCUAAAAUGCAAGGUGGUGUAUCUGUUGAGCAUAUGCAGCUUUCAAAUUUAUUCAUGAAUUUAACAGAGCCUUUGUAAACUUAUUUUCUUAUCUCCUAUUUCCCUUUUUUUCUUUUUCUUUUUUUUGGUGGGUUAACAUUUGUUUGAAGUGCUUUGCACUGUAGUUCUUGAUUUUGCCUCCCCUUUCUUUAAUCAUUGAGAGCACAUAACAAUAUUAAGUCAUCACUUGAAGACAGCUCCAUAAAUUCCAACAGGGUACCCAUGUCUGUUAGAUUCAAAUUUCUUUGAUGCCAGUAUUUGCAGUGUAGAGACAUAUAUACAUGUAGAGGAUGAUUUGGCUCUUUGUGUUUGCUUCA
This is a messenger RNA of Vitis riparia (riverbank grape), 1723 nucleotides long. RefSeq names its product putative casein kinase II subunit beta-4. The transcript has 5 exons. NCBI's taxonomy places the organism in Eukaryota, Viridiplantae, Streptophyta, Magnoliopsida, Vitales, Vitaceae. Gene Ontology annotation, cellular component: protein kinase CK2 complex; cytoplasm. Gene Ontology annotation, molecular function: protein kinase regulator activity. The record is from RefSeq and is a predicted model, not a curated record. Bases 340 to 1206 code for a protein of 288 amino acids.